This is a messenger RNA of Punica granatum (pomegranate), 2425 nucleotides long. Lineage: Eukaryota; Viridiplantae; Streptophyta; Magnoliopsida; Myrtales; Lythraceae. The record is from RefSeq and is a predicted model, not a curated record.
UGUAGUUUGUAAACCCUAAUUAUUAUCCUCCUCCUCCUUCUUCUUCCUCACCGAUUGAAUGAUUUUGCGAUUGUCUUCUUCUUCUUCUUCCUCACCGAUUGAAUGAUUUUGCGAUUGUUUUCAGUUGCUGACGUUCAAUUUAGAGACUGGUCUAUUGCUGUGCGCUGCGGUUGUUGUUGCUUAAUAAUUAGUUUCAGUUUGAUGUUUGAGCUCUAUAACCCUCGAUCGCUCCGUCUGUCGAAUCCUCUGUUUGUGUCGAUCCAUUCCAAUUUCCAUCCAUCUUGUUUUCUACGAGGAGCUUCUUCCCUUAUGUAUGCACCUGCCUUUUUGAUGCGAUUCAUGGAUGGGCAUAGUGUUCUUCUAUCCGAUAAUAUAUUUCUCUUGUCUAAUUGCUCCGUUGCUGUUGCCUAUCUAUAAAUUACAGGUACGUAGUAAGUUUCCAAGUUCCCGAGAGGGAGGGAGGGAGGAGCAACGAUGCCUGAGCAGCCUGUCCCAUCGGUAUAUGUGGUCUACUACCACGCUACUCACCUUGACCCCAAAAACCUCAAGGACGAUUCACUCUACACAAUCCAUGCUUUCCCUGUUACCCAUCCUCCUUAUGAGCCCUUGCCACAAGAGCCCGUUCUCACUCUCCGGCCCCGUGAUCUCCCAUUUCUAAUGGGUUUUGCAUGCAUUGGCUCCUCAAUCUACAUGAUCGGAGGCAGGUGGGAUUGGCCUUCCCCAAGAAGAGAUCCCUCUCUUGACGUUUAUAUCCUCGACACACGCCUUCUCCCCCCACCCACCUCACAUCCCAUAGAGAACCCCCUACACUAUCUGCGGAAGGGGCCUAGUCUGAGAGCCCCCAAAAUUGACCCCACUGUCAUCUCUCUCCUUGGGAAGGUGUACGUCCUCCCAAAUUCUUUCGAUCCUUCUUCUUCUGAUAAGGACGAACCACGGGCUGAAGUUCUCGACCCAUGCUCCAAUGAGUGGGUGUCCCUUCCUGAACCAAAACUCGAUCCUUGUGAUGACCUUGAACCGAGCGCUUACAAAGUGCGAUCUUGCAAUUCUAUCGGAUCUUGCAUUGUAUUGACGCUGUUCUGCGAUCUGGUCUACGAGCUGGAUUGCAACCAUCCGUGUGAAGGAUGGAAGAAGAGCUCCAGGUUUGCCUGGUUGCCGGAGCUUCAGCAAACUAGUGGGUCCGAUGUUGUGGAUGGUCUGUGGUAUCCUUGGUUUCCGUUCCCAUCUCACCUCAAAAAAGGGGCCUGUCUCGUGGCCUGCGAUCUUGCUCAGAGGAAGGAGGAUCAACCACCGGAAGUCAUCCUGGUUUGCCAUACAAGAUCCGGGAAAAUCGGGAGUAAAAUCUAUUCCGGGCACCGCAGGGUGGUGGAUAUUGGGUGUGGGCAGGCAGUGAUUUUCUCGUGUGGUUUCAGUAAAUGUACUGAUCUAAUGGCACAUGGCUAUGGAAAGCUCCGUUUCACUUUUGACGUCGUUCGACUGGAAAAGAAAACUAGUGCUGAUGAGAGGAAGAGAAAGCACCGUGGCGAUCCAAAGGCUCGUUUUAUCAAUUGUGUCCUCCUCAGAUCAUUCAGCUGUGUGAUUGAGGAAGUCGGCCCUGGUGGAGACCUCUGCGGUUGUUUUCUCGUGCAUCGCCCGCCAUCUUUUCUGUGAUCAAGUGCCGCAUUCGUCAACGGAGAACUGGCUUCAGACACAUGUAACGCUAGCUUGGGAAACUUAUCAGAGAUCGGACCAGUCCAAGAAGAAACUUUACCAGGCGAUGAAGUCAUCAUUGAAGCACUCCUUAGCAAUGUCAUUUUUGGAGGAAGUACCUGUAUGGAGAUCAACAAGAGGUUCUCCAGGUUCCAUAGCUAGUGUGAUCUCUCGAUUUUGUCCCAGAAUACCAACUGCGUCGAUAUUAUGUGGGCUCGCAAUUCCACUGCUGUCAGCUAAGAGCAUUCUUUUAUUGUCUACUUCCUUUGGAUCAUCAUCGGGACGCUCUAAAUUAGCAAAGGGAGUAUUGUGCACUCUUGUUCGGCACUUCGAUGCUACCUGCAACACGAGCUGUGUUGCGGGGGGAGAAUUUGCUGACAGAUGGCUAACUUAAACCACGCUUUGCACUUCCCUUACUCGUGCAUGAUGCCGACUGAUGUGCCGACAAAAGGAGUCAAAUUUGAAGACUUUGCCCCUGGAGUAGCAGCAUGCGUAAAGAUUUCACGCCAUUUAGCAGAUAUCGAGGAUAUAGACCCUGCCAAUGGAGAUUCGGUCAUUCUACCAGACACAUCAUCUCUCGUAGUUCUAUUUCCAUGGACGUUUUCUUUUGGGUAUGAUUUGCCAUAUGUUGAUCCCUGUGUAGCACCAACAUCUAUCUCAAGAAGAAAUCUACUGACAUUACUUCGUGGUGCGCCUCUACUGAUAUUAUUUAGUCCAUCCGCAUCGCCUUUGGUCUCAA